Sitodiplosis mosellana (orange wheat blossom midge) is the source of this 1365-nucleotide messenger RNA. RefSeq names its product BTB/POZ domain-containing protein 6-B-like. The coding region runs from base 1 to 1365 and encodes 454 amino acids. Gene Ontology annotation, molecular function: protein binding. The record is from RefSeq and is a predicted model, not a curated record. NCBI's taxonomy places the organism in Eukaryota, Metazoa, Arthropoda, Insecta, Diptera, Cecidomyiidae. The transcript has a single exon.
AUGAGUUCAUUGCCAUUGGUAUCACUAUCUAAGGAGUUCACCAAUACAAACAGUAUACUUGAGAUGACAAAAAGUCUCUACUUGAACGAUGUUAAUGCAAACGUACGGUUUUUAUUCGUUAUUUAUGGCCAAGAGAUACUUGUGCCGGCUCACAAAAUAAUAUUAGCAGCAUACAGCCCAGUGUUCAAUGCAAUGUUCUUCGGUUCUCUCAAAGAAACUGGCAACAUCCACAUCAACGACGUAUCAAUCGAUAGUUUUAAAGAUUUCCUCAGCAUUUUCUAUCUGGACACAGUGAAAAUUACCAGUGAUAAUAUUGAACAAUUCACAUAUUUGGCUGACAAAUACGAUGUGCCGAAAGGUAUUGAAAUGUGCGAGCGAUUCCUCUUGGACAAUUCAAGAAGCUUCGAUAUUUGCGUAUUGCUUGAGUUUGCGACCAAUUACAAUCUACGCAAACUCCGUGAGAAUUGUAGGUGCAAACCUGCCGAGGUAUUCGAAUCGAAUUAUUUCAUUACCGUCACUUUGGAUAUGCUGAGAACGAUCUUGCAAUUAGUUGACUACAAGUGUUUUGAAGUACAUGUAUUUCGUGCAUGCAUGAGAUGGGCUAAAAAUGUAUGCAAUCAUGAUGGUAUUGAUCCAACAGACGCACCAAAUCUGCGCUUUGCAUUGAAGGACUGUUUCUAUUUGAUUCCGUUUCUGUCAAUGAGAUUUGCCGCUUUUCUCGAUAUUGUUUCCUCAAACCGAACACUCUUUUUGAUCGACGAGAUUAUUGACAUCCAGAAUUUUAUUCUGUGGGGCAAAUCAACCGAUAUCACCAAACAAUUUGCAAAUAGGAAGAACGAAGCUGCAACAUUAUCCUGGUGCGAGGAAUUGCUAAUCAAUUUCAAAAUUCAUCCGGUACAAGAUGAUGGUGCAUGGCUUGACAUUUAUAGCAAACAAUACACAACAUUUAGCUCGUCAUACAGAUUAUUGUUUGGUGGUUUCAAAUUGCGUCCGAUGAAGAAACAACCUGGUCCAAACCGGUUGCUAAACGGAGACAUUCACAUUACAAAACAAAUGGACUGUUCAGACAUAUUGAUUGAUAAAAUUCAAUUGAAGGUUAAUAUUGAUAAUGAUGCUACUCAACUACCUUCUGUUAUGUUUGACAAACACAUUGUCAUCAUACCAAAUGAGAAGUACACCAUUUUCAUCGAUUUUGGUCGUAAUGCCAUUUGUACAACUAGUGGCAUGCUCAGACUGUGGAAAUAUUUUGGAGGUGAAAAUGAAACCAGUUCUACUUUACAAAACGACAUUCGUAUCGAUUUACAUGAUGAUUACACCAACGCCAUGUACAACAUCGUUUCGCAAUUGCACUUCAACCGGGUUUAA